Molecule: messenger RNA, 5395 nt
Organism: Myodes glareolus (Bank vole)
Lineage: Eukaryota; Metazoa; Chordata; Mammalia; Rodentia; Cricetidae
Gene: Smim34
Product: small integral membrane protein 34
Source: RefSeq, a predicted model, not a curated record
UCUGUUGCACUUGGACACUUACCCCGUGACAAUGGACCUCUGCUGCACUUGGGCAGUGGCCACACCCGCAACAGGGCAAUGCAGGAUAGGGCCAUGCAGGAACCAUCCAGCUUGGACUGGUCAGCCAGUCUCAGAGAGAACGACUCAGCAUUGCCAGCUUCCCACACACCCUGCGGAGGGCUACAGGCUUUCUAGAACCUGCAUUUAAAAUAAACAAACUGAAGAGUCCUUUGGUUUGGACCUAACAAGCCACAGGUGGCUGGCGCUGUCUCACGUGGCACAGAGGACUCACUCAGACCCUCUGCUGCGCUUCAGAAGAGAAGUCUUCACUUGCAAUGGGCUAGGUUUUGUUUGGGUUUGCUCUGCAGUGCUCAGGGUGCCGCCUGGGAACACUGGGGCUGUGACCUGCAGGACGGAGCCUGUCAUUGUCUCCUCUCCCCUCUGGGGCAGCCCCUUGAAUUUGCCUCCUGAGAGUCAAGGCCAAGACCAGCUCAUGGACGUGAUCAAAUGGAAACCCCAGGAUGCCUUCAACCAGACCCAAUCCAACUCCUUCUUGCAUGACCCUGUGGAGGGGAGGGACAGCACCAAUUCCACCAGGACCCUGAGGCCACCAGACGCGGCCAGUGCCACCUGGUACAUCCUCACCAUCAUUGGGAUCUAUGGUGUGAUCUUUGUCUUCCGGCUGGCCAGAAACAUCCUCAGGAAAAAUGAGAGGUCCCUGGAGGACAUUUAUUAUGCAAACUUAACUUCUGAACUCAAAAGGAAAGGGUUUCAGAGCAAGGUGGUAAAGUGCUCCCUGAUCAUCCACAAUACGGCUGCCCUUCAGCCUCAUCAAGACGACCCAGAACCAAAGGGUGAAGGUGGCAGGCUCCACACAGGAACCCAGGCGGUCCCUUGAAAGUCAAGGCCAACAGACUACAUUGGGAGGCCUCAGCUGUUUUGCAGGUGGAGGAGUUUGGGGCCUGCCUGGGAUCUUGAAGAAGGAACUGAGCCCUGGAUUAGGGCAGGGUGAGCAUCUCUGGCCAUGACACUUCUGAGUAUGAAGAGUCACCAGCAGCUUAUGGCUCAGAUUUUCCUGGUAUAAGAAGAAACAAUAGAAGCCAUAGGUCAGAGGGAGACUCAGGGUUCUCAGGGGAUUCAGGAUACUCCUGAGGGCAAAGGGAUGGCCUCUUGUCAUGGGUGAAGGCUGAACCUGGAGUCAAAUUCUUGGGAUUAACGUUCACCUUCUAGGGAUCGUAUCCUUUUUUGAGUGGCAGUUGAUCACCUGGAACAUGUGGGAGUUGGGAUCAUCCCCCAAAGUGACUUCAUUUUAAAGACUUACUCCCUUGAAUUUAGGACCAAAGUUGUUCAUAGCCGAAGCUAAGAAUUCUUCCGUUUCUCUGGAAGAGUUGGGUACAUUGAACAAACAGUCAUUUUGGACUCAGGAACCCCAGGCUCUGGUCUGGGCGUGGUUAUCCUGGUUCUGACAUCUGAGAACCUAUCACUGCACUUCUGUGAAACUCAGCUUACAGGUCACCUGACGAGAACGGUGCCAGAGCUGCCCGCUGUGCCACGCAGAUAAGCACUAGGGAGAUCCUGCAUGUGCCUGGGUUUGGAAAUGCAAAGUACACACACGGAUGGUGGUGGUGGUGGUGGUGGUGGUGGUGGUGACAAGGGGCACAGCGAAUGCUGCUGGGUGGUGACAGCAGCAAUGACAAUGACGGUGUUGAUGGCUUUAGUACAUGGCGUUUUCAGAAUUCAGAUCCUUUUGAACUAAAUUUUAGUUAGCACUCAAAUGUACUUAUUCUGUUUCCAUACACCAUUAUACUAUGAUCUUGUUGAUGCUCCCUCAGUCCCUGCUCUUCUCUUGCUGGCCCCUUCCUUUUUCCAAAGAGCAUCCUGCUUUCAUGUCACACAUUGUCACCUUCUCUUGCUUCCCUGCCUUUAGAUCUCUGCAUCCUCCCUCACAGCCGUCUUCCACUUUCUUGUGUACAAACACACACACACACACACACACACACACACAUACACAAUUCAGUCUGUCUCUACACAGAUCUGCGUGUGUGUGCGUGUGUACACGUGUGUAAAUAUAUCUGUGGUGUAUUUGUACCUACAUACCACACACAGACACACACACACACAUGCACACACACAAACACACACCACACAGAGGUUCUCAGAGGAGCAGUAGGGAGGCAGGUAAUUCUGGCCAGCAGUUAGGGGUUGCAGAGGUUCCCUCCAGGAGUAUCCCAGGGCCCCGGCACUGAGUAAAUACUCACAGAGCCAAGAGUCAGAGCAGAUCACAUUUAUAAGCAACUGUCCUCUCAGUUCUAUGGAGUUCAUGGACACUGCCAUCAGCUCCCAAACCUGGCAGGGGUAACAUCAGUGUGGGACAUAGGGACUCUUGUCCAGGAUAUAUGGACCCUGCCAGGAUGUACGUAUGAGAUUCCUGAUAACAAAUUACAACAGAAUUGAAAAGAUUGGUUCAUGUAUCAUAGGACAGGCAGGAAAAGAGACACAUGCCAUCCAGUCUCAACAUCCAUGCAGUAAGCAGACACUUCUGAAAACUUGUCACACGGGGUACCCUGAAAAGCUUAAUUAGUAAAAUCACACAUGAAGCAGGGGCCAGCUUGAUCCCACUCUGCCUCACACUAGGGCCAGACAAGAUUUCUGUCAAGGGUGAAGCUGAUCUAGCCCCGGAGGGGCAGGACAAAGGCUGGUCCCUCUCAUAAUCCAAGUCUCCAGGGGUCCAAGAAAGAAUCCUGAGGUUUACAAUGACUUGGAGGACACAGGCCAUGUUGCUUUGGUCUUAGUGACCAAAACACUUGGGAAAGAAUAACCUCAAGGAGAAAGGAUUAAUUUGGAAUCCCAGCUGGAGAGGGUUUGGCCAGAGUCACCCAGGCACUUGGACAGAACAUCAUGGAGGCAGGACGCUCCUACCCCUGUGUGACCUGUUGCAGGAGCCUGUGAGGGUGCAUCUUCCCCUCAUGGCAGGUAGGAUGCAGCAAGAGAAGGACUGGGGACCAGGUAAAACCUACAGAGGCACACCUCCUGGGACCCACUUCCCACAAAGUUUAUACACCAUGUCUGAGAAUGCACCAUCAUCUAGGGAUAAAAUUUACAAAACACGAGUCCAUGGAAGGGGGGAACACUUCACACAUAAACCACACACAACGCAGACACACCUUGGACCCAGCAGUGGGCCAUGACGGAAUAUGUCGUUUAGUGUAAACUCAGAGCAGGAAUGUUCUUGGGGGAUAUCGUUCACAUGGGCCAAAGGGACACAUGGGCUAAAGGGAUUCUGUGGGAAGGGCACAGGGGCCAUUAAGUCUACGUUGGCAGCCAUUAACCCUUUAAGGUACAACAGAGGGAGGGGUCUAGUUUGAAGGGUCUUACGCAGUGCUGGUGUAGUGACACACACCAGCCUUGACCACCCGCUCACAGAUGCCACAAAGGAGGUUCAAGGAAGCCGAGAUGCAGAGAAGCUAAGCCAUUUGUAUACUGUCACACAGCCAACAGAGGCUUCAGGGCGAAGUCUGUCAGAUGUUGAAGCCCUGUGACGUUUCUAUUACAUCUGCCUAGCUUGCUUUCUGUUACUAUAAUAAACGCCAUGACCAGCGCAACUCGGGGGAAGAAAGGCUCCUUUUCAGCUCACACUUCUAGGUCAUAGUUCAUCACUAAGAAAAGUCGGGGUAGGAACUCAAGAGGGAACUGACGCAGAGACCACGGAGGAACACUGCCUACCAGCUCGCUCCCUGGCUCUGCUCAUUUAGCUUCUGACACAGGUCAGGCUCCACCUUUUCCAAUUCCUAGGCCAGGCAGCUGGGAACGUCAUGAGAAGAGGGCCAGGAAGGGCUGCAGGCCUGAGGAAGGCAUCCUCACACUAAGGUCAGCUGACAGGAUAUUCAUGAGGGUUGUGUGUACACCCACAGGCUAAGGUACUUACAGUCUCACAUACGCCUACACACAUAAAGACACAUACACGUCCACAUUCAUGUGUACAUGUGUACUCUCAUCUCCACACACAGACACGUACUCACAUAUGUUAACACAUCCCCACAUAUAUGCAUAUACAUAUGUAUAUACAUCGAUAUAUCAUACACACACACACACACACACACACACACACACACACAUCCUUAUACACAUGGAUACUCCCAUACUCUUAUGGGCUCAUAAGAAAGAGGAAUAUCAAAUCUCUGGUGGCUGAGUCUGAGCUCCUACUGAGUCCAGCCCUCCUGUUCUCUGUGUGACAUCAUGAGAGGUCCUGAAGAUGGGAGGAUGCUCCUUGUCCUGACCAACGAUCCUCAUUCUGGAAAGCACACUUUACACUAGUGCUUCCUUUAAAGGGUUUCCUUUUAAAAUGUCAAGGAGUUUGCUCUCAGUUGAGAAGAGAAGGGAGGGCACUUGGCCUCUCUCUGUCUGCUUUGUAAACAGGGUGAUGAUGUUUAUUUCAAUAACAUGGGCCGCAGGGAUUGAUUACUAGAUAACAGGUAAAGAGGGGAGAGCCACUCCCAGGACUAACAUAUUGCUUCCCAGUCCCUAGCAGCUGGGCCUGCACGGCUGUACGAUGAUCUCCCAUGACAGAGCCACUUUCUCAUUGGAAAUAUCACCCCAUGAGCACAUCGCACAUCUGGGGAGACUGGAAGGGUCCAGCAGCCAGCCAGCCAGCCACACACACACACACACACACACGGGGGGGGGGGCAGGGCUGUCUGCUGAGCUAUAAGUUCGGUUUGUUCUCAGGAUCUCUUCCUUCUUGUCAAAAGUCAGACCCACACGGGACAGGGAUAAUGCCACCAAAGGAGCCACCAAGGAAGCCAGGCAAGGGCAGAUGUCCUCUAUGGUUGGAAGAGGCUCUUGGUUAGGGAAGCUGUAAGGUUCUUGGGUCAACUGUCCCCUGAAGGUGUCUUGUGGGGGCCGUAGCUGUGGGGCUGACUGAGCUGGAGCUGGCUUGCAGAGUCUCAGCCCAGCAGACUCCAGUGCCCAGGCAGUGGGCCACAAAGGCUUGGACCUGAGCAAUCCCCGGGGUUGACCUCACUCCCCUGCUCUGCUGCCCCUGGGAACCCCAACAGUGCAAAGCUCAGUGUGGUUUGAUUAAAUCAGUAAGUGUUAUGGCUUCCAAACAGUGGGGCUGGGGCUGUGCAGUGACAAGCUAGCCACAGUACACAUCUGUUUAUAGUGGCAGCUGCCUGGGGCCUAGUGGGGGUUUGGAUGCUUUUGUGUUUUGUAUGACUAGUUUCUAAGUACUGUGACCUCUGAGUGACACUCGGCAAAGCUCCAGGAUCCCAGGGAUCCUCCCAGGAGUCCUCCCUUGACUGGCUUACCUCAACCCCAAGCCCUAUCUUGCUCUAACAUAGCCCCAAAGGCAACUGAAUUUGUGCAUUUUAUAUUAAAUUCUUAUUCUUGUUGGGUU